Molecule: messenger RNA, 3345 nt
Organism: Stylonychia lemnae
Lineage: Eukaryota; Ciliophora; Spirotrichea; Sporadotrichida; Oxytrichidae
Source: the annotation of a GenBank genome assembly
AUGCAUCAGCCAGCUCAAAUUAUGACGAACUCUAACUCUAACUCAAUGAUGCAGAUCUGUAAAACUUGCCUUGAAAAGACUUAAAAUGGGGACACCUAUGGAAUGGGACUAGUUGAGACAAAUACUCUUAAAAGAUAGACUUUCACUCAUAGUUAAUCAGUUGGAAAACUACAUUAAACGAACAAGGCUCAAACUACUAGAUCUAAAAAUAAUACUUUAAGUAAUUCUAAGAAAAGAUUAAGAAAUACAGCUACAGGAGAUAUUCACAGGUCAAUGGUUUAUCACUCUAACAAUAAAAGUCAAUCUUUUAACAAGGAUAUUACUGAUAUGAACGAUGAAGAGGUAAAUGCAGUUGUCUAGAAAAAUAUGAGGGAUUAUCAAAGAAAAGGACUUUUGGACAUUGUUGACAGAGACAAUCACUAUCAGGGAUGUGGAACUUGCAUCUAAUAAAGACAAAAGCAAGGAGGGUCGUCUUCAAAGACAAGAUAUUGUCCACAUAUGAAUUAAAGAACAACUGUGACUACUCCUUAACAAUAAAUUAGGGGAAAUAAAUCCUCAUCGAUGUUUAGGCAACACUAAGGACGACCUAGAUCGGCUUUUAAGAAUAGCGAGGGCAAAAAUAUUUAGACUCAGAGACCGUAGACAUAGCUCUCUUUAAAUCAAGACUCUCUUAACAGCUCUACAUUAAAAAGAUAGCUUCAAGGAAAUGCUAGUCCGUAAAUUGAUAUAGAUUUGAAUCUUUAUAGCUCUUAGCAGCACAAACUCGCAUAGGGAUCAGGAAAAGAGGCACUAAAAUCUAUUGUUGAAAUUAGAAAGAGCUUGGCUAAUCCCUAAUUACUUAGCUAUAAAAUAUCAUCAGAACAAGGUAAUGUUUGGAGAAAUGCAUAUUAUCUAAGUACUUCUAUUGAGGAAAGUAAUGUCAGAAGAUCUGUAAACUCUAUGCAAAACACCAAUAGAUCUCCAGGGUAAGAUCUCCCAGUCAAUCGAGACUAUUAGCAAUAGUAAACCAUUCCUUCACCAAGAAGUACUUAGUUUCAGCAAUAGUAAACAAGAAAUGAUCUUCAGAUGCAUGGAAGUUUCUUAGAAAGAUAAAGCAAUGGCGGGUCUCUAUCAUAAAGACCUGCUUCAGGAAUGUCAAGAGGUGGAGGAAUCGCUAAUACUUUGAGUGAUCAAAAGAUUUUCAAUAAUCAUACACCUACCUAAUCGUUGCCAUAGUAAAAUGUACAGGCUUAUCUUGAUUUUAACACUAUGUCCACAAAGAAACAGAAUCAAACUCCAAAUUAUGGAAGUUUGAAUGGUGGUGGUCCUCACCCAGAAAGACAGUACUCGCAAAAAUCACUAAAUCAGCAAAAUACAGGUCUAGUGGUUAAUCCAUGCCCAAUGCAUAUUAUGAAUGAGAUAGCUUUCUUGGAUAAGACCACCAAGAGAGGGGCUUGCUCAGAGUGCAUUCCUGAGUUGACUAAGUAAAACCAUGAAUUAAUGCCAAUAAACGCCACUAUUUUCGAGAUAAGAGAUGUUAUGAUGAAUCUUGAAUGCUAAAUGCUUGAGCUUUUAAGAUAAAGAACAGCUCUAUUGAAUGACAACAGGAAUAAAAUGUCAAUUAUAGAUGCAGAUUAAAGUCAAUUCGUCUAAGAGCAGCAAAAUAAGAUAAAUCAACUACACAACUACUUGGAAGAUAGGCUUAGGACUGCAAUAAAUGACUAUUAAAAGGCAAUUGAACCAGAUACCUUUAAAGUAAAAAGUAAUAUAAAUAGACUUGAGGAUUAAAUUUCUAUAAACAAGCAAUUCAUCUCAGAAGUAUAAGCAUUGAAAAGAGAGUUCGAUAAUAACACAAGGAUUUAGAACAUUGUAGAUAAAGUGUCAGUUGCUGGAAAUCUCCUUAAUCAAUAUAACUCACUUAGAAGCAAGUAAAAUGAUGACUAGUUUGAAACAGUUUAUCCGAAUCAUCUUAGAGAUUUCCUACCAGUUUUUUAGAUUAACACUGAUUAGGAACUUGAGAUAAUGGCCAAUAAGUUUCGAGUCUUGACUCAUCAUAUGAGCUAGCAAUAGCAAAUGAAUUUGUAAUUUGAUGCUACUAUGAGAUCUCCAACUAAGUAAAAUAUCCUAGGAGCAGCUCCAUCAUCUGGGUUCUUUAAUCAAGCCCCCUUUAAGCAAACCAAUAGUCUAAUCAACUCUCAAGGACUCUAAACUCCUAAUUAAAUGAAAUCUCAUGCAGAAUCACUUUAUGAUCCGAAAUUAGCGAAUCAAAUUUAGAAAGACGAAUCAUUUGAGGAAGUAAAUCUAGAGACAAGAGAAGAUAUGCUUCUAUCCAACUAAAAGGAAGGAAAUAUGGGUAAAAGUAAUCAGAAGAAUACAGCUAAUUUUAAUUAUUAAUAGCAGCAGUAAUAAUAGAAUGGGCAAACAAAUAACAUGCUAAGAUCCUCUACAAACAAGCAAAUGAACUUGUUUGAUACACCUUAAGUAAUGAGAAGAAAGAUCAAGAUUCUUAGAUGGCUUUCCAAAAAGAUAGGAGAAUACGAUAUUGACAAUGAUUUUUGGAGAGCAAAUGAUGCCUAGGUUGAUAGACCAUUCUUGGCUUUCUCAAGAACCAUUUAUUUACCUAAUUAAGAUAUGAUUGUGAUAGGAGGUCUCGAUGAUUUCAUACCUAAUAAGCCAACAUUUUCAGCUUAAUGCAUUCUUAUAUCAGAAGUUCCUUUAAAUUCCUAUGAUAAUCUGUAUGUCUAAAACCCAUUAAAAUCAAUGAUAUCUAAAAGAGGUUGUUUCGCUGCAAUCUUCCAUGAAGGCUUCAUCUUUGUAAUGGGAGGCUUAAACUACACUGAGAAGAUUUUGAAAAAGUGUGAGAGAUACUCGAUUGCUGAUGAUAGAUGGGAUCAUAUCGCAGACAUGUAGGAACCUCGUAAAAAUGCAUCAGCCUGUGCACUUACCACGGACACAAUCUAUGUCUUCGGCGGUUCUUCUCAAUCUUAGUCUUCAGAUACCAUUGAGCAGUACUCAAUAGCUACUAAUACUUGGAACCUUCUAAAGAUCAAACUCCCAUCUCCGAUAUCAUUCGUUACUAGCUUCAAAAUGUCCCAGACUUAAAUCAUACUACUAGGUGGUAGUGUAAAAGAGCAUUCUAGAAGAGCUUAGACCUAUAAAACCAACUAGGUCCUAGUGUUUGAUGUGAUACAGCCCAAGUUUACCAGAGUCAAGAAUCUAGAGAGAGAUCUGAUAUCCCUUUACCCUGCAUUCUUUGACUCAGGCACAUUAUUCUUGAUUGAUGAAGAUGGCGACAGUGAAAACCCUCCUAUUAUUAGAUACGAUAUGACAUACCUUCUUCAAUAGUAAUAGUAUAAUUUGGAAUGA